CCAUUGACUGUGUUCCAUCUCCCUGACAGCAGCAGCAAAGAACAGAGCGCUGCACAGACUCCGCCUAGCCAAUAUCAAGCAUCAAACCUCACAGCAGCCAAACACAGACGUCGCUGAUUUACUGUAUAUUAUCUCCCCAGUUAAGAUGGGCUACCAGUAACUGAAAGGGGUGGGAAGGAAACAAGAAUUGAAACAAAGCACAACGGUUGGUGCACGGAAUCAUGAAAGGCUUGCAAGAUUUACAAGAGCUGCUGCUCAGUCCGUGGACUACACUGUGAAAAGUGUUUUGGGUUUUUUUUUUUACCAAUAAAAAGGCACGAUAAGGAGGGGUAAAACAUGUCUGCUUCACUGGGGCCCCGCGGCCCUCGCCCACCCACCGCGCCUCUGAUGGAAGAUCUUCCAGACCUUAGCCAUCUGACGGAGGAAGAAAGAUCAAUUAUAAUGGCUGUUAUGGUUAGACAGAAGGAAGAAGAGGACAAAGAAGAAGCCAUGUUAAAAAGAUUGCACCAACAAUUUGAAAGCUACAAGGAGCAAGUUCGGAAGAUCGGGGAAGAUGCUCGCCGGUGCCAAGGAGAGCACAAGGACGACGCCCCUACCUGCGGGAUCUGUCGCAAAACAAAGUUUGCAGACGGAUGCGGCCAUAUAUGUUCCUACUGCCAGACGAAAUUCUGUGCCCGGUGCGGCGGCCGAGUCUCUCUUCGUUCCAACAACGAGGACAAAGUGGUAAUGUGGGUAUGCAAUUUAUGUCGUAAGCAACAAGAAAUUCUAACAAAAUCAGGAGAAUGGUUUUUUGGAAGAGGUCCGCAGCCAUCCAGUCAGGAUGGGGCUUUAAGCGAUACAGCGACUUGUGGUGAUGCGCCUAGAGAAAAGAAGGUCCGGCUUCAGGAACGAUCAAGGUCCCAAACCCCCCUAAGCACAGCGGCAGGGUCCCAGGAGGCUCAACCACCCAUUGCACUCACCAACAGGGACCAGGGGGCAGACAUGCCAUCGUCCAGGUCAAGAAGUGAACCCCCAAGGGACAGGAAAAAGCCCACACCAGUUCAAGAGCAAAAUGGGAAAGGAGGUCAGAAAACCGAAAGAAAGCGGGUUCCAAAAACUCAACAGGGCGAGAGGCAGGCCGUGGAGCGCCGUGAAAGCAGACGCUUGGAGAAGGGCAGGUCGCAGGAUUACCAGGACAUGGACGAGGAGAGUAGAAAAGCUGAGGAGGAAAAACAAAGAAAAGAGGAAGAGUUUCAGACGCAGUACCAGAGUGAGCCGAACUUAGCAAGGUAUCCUGUGAAACCCCAGUCGGAAGAGCAGCAGAUGCGGAUUCACGCAAAGGUUUCUAAAGCACGGCACGAAAGGAGGCACAGUGACAUAGCUUCAGCCAACACAAAGAUGGAGGUGUCAGAGGUGCCUGAAAACAGACUGGGAAGGCGGUCUCAACCAGGAACAGCAGAAAGAACUGGGGAUGUACUCAUUUCGGUUUCUAAGCAAAUAGCCAAUCACAGCCCACUUACGCAAAGGCGUAGCCUGGUUCCCGCACAUGAGUUGAAGGACCAGGACUGGUGCAAAAAACAGUGCCAUCUAGAUCCCAGUUCUGCUGUAAUUAUCCACAAAACUAAGAAGGUAAAAAUGGAAACCAUGCUGAGGAAUGACUCCCUAAGUUCUGAUCAGUCAGAAUCCCUAAGGCCUCCCCCACCCAAACCACACAAAACUAAAAUCAAGAAAAGGCAGAUUUCUGUCAGUAGCUCAGAGGAGGAAGGAGGGUCAACACCAGAGUACACAAGCUGUGAAGACGCUGAGCUUGAAAGCGAAAGUAUCAGUGAAAAAGCUGCUGUCUUUGGCAGAAGACAGUUGGGUUGCCCAUCUUCCGAACAAUGCUGUGGUGACUGGGACUGUUUCCCAUUGGACACUGCCAUCUGGCACGUUAGUGAUACUUCACCAAUAAAUACGCAUCCUGUUACAUGGCAGCCAUCCAAAGAAGGUGAUCAUUUAAUUGGACGCAUUAUUCUAAGCAAGAGAACAACUAUGACAAAAGAGUCAGGUGCAUUACUAGGUUUAAAAGUUGUUGGGGGGAAGAUUACGGAAACAGGAAGAUUUGGUGCCUUCAUCACCAAAGUAAAGAGAGGAAGCUUAGCAGACGUUGUUGGCCACUUAAGAGCAGGUGACGAGGUGCUGCAAUGGAACGGCAAGCCAUUACCUGGAGCGACAGAAAAAGAAGUUUACAAUAUCAUUCUGGAGUCCAAAUCAGAACCUCAAGUUGAAAUAGUAGUUUCAAGGCCAAUUGGAGAUAUUCCAAGAAUCCCAGAAACGUCUCACCCUCCACUAGAAUCUAGUUCAAGUUCUUUUGAGUCUCAGAAAAUGGAGAGACCAUCUAUUUCUGUUAUAUCCCCAACUAGUCCCGGAACCCUAAAAGAUGCACCCCAGGUCCUACCAGGACAGCUUUCUGUAAAGCUGUGGUACGACAAAGUAGGACAUCAGCUAAUAGUAAACGUGCUUCAGGCAACGGACCUCCCGUCGAGAAUGGAUGGCCGGCCAAGAAACCCAUAUGUUAAAAUGUAUUUCCUUCCAGAUCUUAGUGACAAAAGUAAAAGGAGGACCAAAACAGUUAAGAAAAGCUUAGAGCCCAAGUGGAACCAAACCUUUAUCUAUUCCCAUGUGCAUCGGAGGGACUUCCGAGAACGGAUGUUGGAAAUCACUGUCUGGGACCAACCUAGAGUACAAGAGGAACACAGUGAAUUUCUUGGCGAGAUCCUAAUAGAGCUGGAGACAGCCCUGUUGGACGAUGAACCACAUUGGUAUAAACUCCAGACACAUGACGUAUCUUCACUACCUCUGCCUCAGCCAUCACCUUAUAUGCCACGGAGACAUGUGCACGGGGAAAGCCCUUGUAAAAAGUUGCAAAGAUCUCAGCGAAUCAGUGAUAGUGACAUCUCAGAUUAUGAUGUUGCUGAUGGUAUUGGAGUAGUUUCAAAAGCUACAGAAUGUAGAUCAAACAAUAGAGAAAGUACAUCCACUACACUUACUGUGCCAGAACAACAGAGAACAACACAUCAUCGCUCACGAUCCGUUUCUCCUCACCGCGGUGACGACCAGGGCAGGACCCGGUCCCGAUUACCAAAUGUGCCACUACAGAGGAGUUUAGAUGAAAUUCAUCAAUCGCGAAGGUCACGUUCUCCCUCUAGAUACCAUGAUGCCUCGAGAAGUCCAGUAGAACACAGGUCUAGGGAUAUGGACAGUCAGUAUUUUUCAGAGGAAAGUGAGUUCCUCAUGCUGCCCAGAGCAAAACGGGGAAGAAGUGCAGAGUGCCUGAAUACUAACAGUGAUCUACAGCCCUCUCUUGACAGAGUUAGGAGUGCUAGUACCAACUGUUUGAGACCAGAUACUAGUUUCCAUUCACCAGAACGAGAAAGAUGUUCCCACUCACUGGAUAGGAGACGGCCUACUAGCCCCAGGAUUUAUAUCCAGCAUGCCUCCCCGGAGGAUGACAGCUGGACAACGGACCCUGUUGUUCCAAAACAGGAGACUCUUAAUCACCUCAGUGCUAGACCAAAAGCAGUCCAGAGGCAGUCAAGAACGCUGGAAAGAUCUAGUAGCAACAAACAUGGUAGAAAAGACACUGCCUCUGAAAAUGAAAGCCUACCAAAGCAAAAUCGCCCCGGAGGGCGAGGUAGAAAAUCUGGGCAUCAGACAUGCAGAACACAUCAACAAGGCAGCUCGUCUCAGUCACCCCCUACGGGAACUCCCUCGUCAGGACGCAGAGGAAGGCAGCUCCCACAGGUCCCUGCGAAGAGCAGCAGUGUAGAGCAAGCCCUAGCGGUAGAAGAGCGAGCACGACAGAUGAAAAUUAAAGUACAUUCCUACGCAUUAGCCACGAUGUCCAGCUCGAGUCAAGAACUAGAGCGAGAGGUGAAGACAAAGCGAGAGUUAUAUAAAGAACAGCGCAGAAGUUGUGAUAAUAUGUCCACUAAAUCCACGGACAGUGAUAUCAGCGAUGUGUCAGCCAUUUCUCGUACCAGCAGUGUCUCUCGCCUCAGUAGCACAAGCUACAUGUCAGUGCAAUCCGAGCGUCCUCGAGGCAGAGUCAGGUCAAAGUCCUUAGAAAGCUACAAAGGUGAGGAGAAAAAAGAGAGGCGGAUAUCAUGGGAGUUAAAUGAGAAGGUAGAAGAAAAGCAUGAACACUCGGUAAAGAAGCGCUGUACAGAAGACCUGAGGAAGAGGCGGCAUUCAGUCGCUGGUGACUUGAGCAGACAAAUGCGGACUUCGGGGAGGAACAUGACGAAGAGCACAAGCGUGAGCGAGGAGAUGUACAACCUGGAGAGGAACGACGGCAGCCAGUCGGACACAGCCAUCGGAUCAGUGGGGACAGGAGGGAAGAAGCGGCGCUCCAGCCUGAGUGCCAGAGUGGUGGCGAUCGUCGGCCUGCCAUCGCGGAGGAGUCGAAGCACAUCCCAGCUCAUCCAAAAAGAAGCUGGCCACAAGAAGUUGAAAAGUACCAUACAAAGAAGCACAGAGACAGGAAUGGCCGUGGAAAUGAGAAAGCGCAUGGCCCGGCAGCCGAGCCGUGAGUCCACCGACGGGAGCCUGAACAGCUACAGUUCAGAGGGGAAUUUGAUAUUCUCUGGGGUGAGGUUAGGAGCUGAUAGCCAGUUCAGUGACUUCCUUGAUGGGCUGGGACCUGCACAGCUGGUUGGUCGACAGACACUCGCCACUCCUGCCAUGGGUGAUAUUCAGAUUGGGAUGAUGGACAAGAAAGGGCAGUUAGAAGUUGAAGUUAUCAGAGCACGUGGCCUCACAGCUAAACCAGGUUCUAAAAAUCUUCCCGCUCCGUAUGUUAAGGUCUACCUGCUGGAUAAUGGAGCAUGCAUAGCCAAAAAGAAAACAAAGAUUGCACGAAAAACGCUUGACCCCUUGUAUCAACAAUCACUGCUUUUUGAGGAGAGUCCACAGGGUAAAGUUUUACAGGUGAUAGUCUGGGGAGACUAUGGACGUAUGGACCACAAAUGUUUCAUGGGAGUUGCACAGAUCCUAUUGGAAGAGUUGGACUUGACAAGUAUGGUGAUUGGCUGGUACAAACUGUUCCCACCCUCUUCCCUGGUGGAUCCCACAUUAACACCCCUCACCCGCCGGGCUUCCCAGUCAUCUCUUGAAAGUUCAAGUGGACCUCCUUGCAUAAGAUCAUAGGGCCCUGGCUGGAGGUCUGUACUAACGCAGAACAUAGCAACGGGGACAACAAUCAGAACCAGGCGUAAGCAUGAUCAAAGCUUUGUUGGAGCCAGACAAUCACUCCUGUUGUUUUUUUCCGGUAGUACUUUUUUUUUUUUUUUUUUUAAGAAAUAGGGCUGUUAAAAAAAAGAAUAAUUAAAAAAAAAAGAAUAAUAUCACAAAGCUGCUUUCAGCUGGCAGAACAAAGCACUACGCAGAAUCUAGUAAGCCAGUGACAGUCCCUGUUAUUUGUGAUCUUGUACAAUCAAGAUAAUGAGUAAUAUACUGUAGCUUAAAAGAAAAUCAAAGUAAACUGGAAAGUCCCCAACUCAGUUUAAUGAAAAAAUGUUUGUCCACACUGAAUGAAACCAUAAGCAGUGUUAACAUGAUUUUUCUGCACUUCUUCCACGAUGCUAGCAGAGUCCCUUUCAAAGGGCUGAAGUCUGUCCUCUAAGCAUUGCAAAGCAUUCAACAAUUAAGAGCAAACACCCCCCCCCCCCCCCCACCCACCCAC
Polyodon spathula (Mississippi paddlefish) is the source of this 5701-nucleotide messenger RNA. RefSeq names its product regulating synaptic membrane exocytosis protein 1-like. Gene Ontology annotation, biological process: intracellular protein transport; regulation of membrane potential; regulation of synaptic plasticity. Gene Ontology annotation, cellular component: cytoskeleton of presynaptic active zone; presynaptic membrane. The coding region runs from base 337 to 5166 and encodes 1609 amino acids. Lineage: Eukaryota; Metazoa; Chordata; Actinopteri; Acipenseriformes; Polyodontidae. Gene Ontology annotation, molecular function: small GTPase binding; transmembrane transporter binding. The transcript is spliced from 34 exons. The record is from RefSeq and is a predicted model, not a curated record.